Pezoporus occidentalis (night parrot) is the source of this 998-nucleotide messenger RNA. It is a transcript of the gene TOGARAM2, whose product is annotated as TOG array regulator of axonemal microtubules 2. The coding region runs from base 448 to 972 and encodes 174 amino acids. NCBI's taxonomy places the organism in Eukaryota, Metazoa, Chordata, Aves, Psittaciformes, Psittacidae. The transcript has 7 exons. The record is from RefSeq and is a predicted model, not a curated record.
CAGGAGGAUGAGGAACGGAGAGCAGAAGCAGUGGAGACCAGGAGCAGACAGUGAGGACAGUGAUGGAAAGAAGGAGCCGAUGUCAAUGCCAAAAGCCUAUAAAGCUUCCCAGCGAUCCUGGUAUUGCUGUGGUGGGAAUGAGAAGAUGUCACUGGUAAUGCCUUUGAUUCCCCCUAUCCCAAAGUCAGCAAGACCAUUGGAUGAGGCUCCUCACAGCACUGCAGUGCCUCUCCCAAGCUCUCAGCACCUGGUUUUUCAGAAGACUCUGGAGAUAAGGCCAAGAUCAGGCAGCAGAGGUGAAGAGAAGACCCUUAAACCUCUAGGGCUCCACGCUCGUGAGCCCAUCUUGCCUGUUCUCCAGCAUCAUGUUGGUGGUGGCAUGAAGCCUGACAGAGAAUUAUGUGAACCUGUGGCCCGUUACAUCUCCCUCCUAUCCAGACCAAGGAGAUGGUUCAUCUGAUGAGCCCUCGCCUUCAGAGUGGUGACAACUCAAAGGACAGCAAUGGAAGGAUCGAUGUUACCUUGUCCACGUCAGUUCAGAAGAUCGAUUGGCAGCAAAUGAGAGUGAAGGAGCUUCUGUGUAGAGAGAGGAAGAAAGAAAGAGAAAAGUCGUUGCAGCUCCUGGAACAGGAUAUUGACCCUGGGGAUGCAGCUGAAGAAAGAAUCCCAGUGCCAGCCACUGCUCCGGACUCUGUAGAGUGUGGAGAGGAGUCAGAGCAUGGAGAUGACCAGGAAGCCAGACUCUUCCCUGAUGCACAGCAGGUGCUGCUCAACACACUCACAUGGCUCAGCAGUGAUAACUGGGAGGAAAAGACCAAGGGGCUCUUCAGUGUCAGACGCCUGGCUAUCUGCCACUCAGAAGUCCUUCUUAGGAGGCUUCAUGGUGUUUCCUUGGCAGUCACCACAGAGGCAAGAAUAUUUUGUCUAACUGUGUCCCACGUGCAUCAUCCACGGGGCGUAGAGUACAUAUGAGCUUGUUCAUUUGUGUGUGUGCUCAG